This is a messenger RNA of Colletotrichum gloeosporioides, 1251 nucleotides long. RefSeq lists its product as uncharacterized. NCBI's taxonomy places the organism in Eukaryota, Fungi, Ascomycota, Sordariomycetes, Glomerellales, Glomerellaceae. Gene Ontology annotation, molecular function: RNA polymerase II cis-regulatory region sequence-specific DNA binding; DNA-binding transcription factor activity, RNA polymerase II-specific. The transcript is spliced from 2 exons. Bases 1 to 1251 code for a protein of 416 amino acids. The record is from RefSeq and is a predicted model, not a curated record. Gene Ontology annotation, biological process: positive regulation of ribosomal protein gene transcription by RNA polymerase II.
AUGGGGAUCGCGAAACGAGUGAGGCUCGUGGAUUACUCCGACAGCGAGAGCGACAACGACAUCAACAACAGCGAGGUCGUUGCACCGCCACCGCACGCGCAGGGAGACGCACCGCCACCCGAGACCGAGAACGAGCUCGCCAAGAUCGUGAUCGAGCUGCAGAAGAAGUACAUCCGCGAGUACGAGGAGAUUCAAAGGAGACAGGACGAAUGGCGCCAGGAGAUACGCAAGUGGCAGAUUGGGUUCGAAGGGAAAUGGGAGCUUCAGCGCAGGUUGUUGAAAGUGACCGGGAUGCGCGUCGGAGAGAUGCUACAUCGAGAACGGAUUCUUUCAGCCGCGAACGCGGCAAGCGAAGCGCAGAAUCCGUUGUCUCCGUUUGCGACGCCGGCGACCCCCGCUGCUCCGGGAUGGAGUCAGUUCCCGGCCCGAGAGGACGUGACGGUGUCCGAAAGCGAGGCAAAGGUGUAUGACGGACCGGAGCCGAUAGCGACAGCAGUACCCACGCAACCACAGAGGACGAGAAGCACCGGCAGGAAGGCGCCACGCGCUAAGGUUCUUUCGUCACUUCGUCGACUGAACCAGGCCGCGAGGAAGAUUGGUGGGAGCGCAGACUCGAAACAGCAACAUCGAGUGGAACCUCCGACCCCAUACGACGACCCGAAGUAUUGUAGCUCUUUGACCAUUACAGACGAAUGCGGCAACCAGAAGCCCUUAUUCAAGUUCCAACCGACACCAGACACGGUAGAGGAGCUCUGGGCGGAGUACCGGCAUGGUCUUCGUGGCCAGCCCCCUGUCGAGCAGUUGGAAGUAAAGUAUCGAGCCAAGUGGCGCAACGACACCUAUGGCCGGUCAUGGUUCACCCGGCGCAAGCCGUUCUGGGACAAGAUGAAGCAGAUGCUGGCGGAUGGAAAGACGGAAGACGAGGCACUGGAAGUGAUGAGAGCCCUUUCCAAAGGAAGCGUGCCGGGCCUCAUGGGCAGGCUCUGCAAGGAGCGAGCAGGCAAGGGAUUGAGGCCGAGGAAGCGCAAAGCCUCCCACAGCUUGUCGGAGACUGAACGGACCAGGGGAGGUUCGGAAGACGAUGUCGUCAGUGAGGCGGAGCCAAGCGAUAGCGAUGUGGAGGUUGGGCGAUUGAAUCCGGUCGUCCUGCGUAAACGGAUCAAGAUGUUGAAGGUUGAAGAUCUUUCUGGUAAUAGUGAGACCGGGACGAACUCGGGAUGGGAAGAUGAUUAUGGGCCUUGGGAGGACUGA